Malassezia restricta is the source of this 660-nucleotide messenger RNA. RefSeq names its product MOB kinase activator 1. Gene Ontology annotation, cellular component: cytoplasm; nucleus. Gene Ontology annotation, molecular function: protein kinase activator activity. The record is from RefSeq and is a predicted model, not a curated record. Lineage: Eukaryota; Fungi; Basidiomycota; Malasseziomycetes; Malasseziales; Malasseziaceae. The coding region runs from base 1 to 660 and encodes 219 amino acids. The transcript is spliced from 3 exons. Gene Ontology annotation, biological process: positive regulation of protein phosphorylation; cell division; signal transduction.
AUGUUAGGUGUACCGCGGCCUCCGCCACAGGCGUACAUGCCGAAUCGCACGACGGAGGGAAGCCGUGCCUUUCAACUCCGACGCCUGGCCGAGUCGACGUUGGGCAGCGGCAACCUCCGUGUGGCGGUGCGUGUGCCGGACGGCGAGCUGCUGGAAGAGUGGCUCGCUCUGCACACGGUGGACUUUUUUAAUCACCUGAAUAUCCUGUAUGGCACGCUCACCGAGUUUUGCACGUCGCGCGAGUGCCCCGUCAUGUGCGCCGGGCCCCGCUUCGAGUACCACUGGCAGGACUCGAGCUCCGUCAAGUACCGCCGCUCGACCCGUCUGUCAGCACCCGACUACAUCGAAUGCCUACUCAACUGGACACAAGCACAGAUCGAUGACGAGACGCUGUUCCCGACCGCGCUGGACGCCUCGUUCCCACCCAACUUUGUGGAUCGCAUCAAGGCGAUGCUGCGCCGCCUAUUCCGGAUCUACGCUCAUAUAUACAACCAUCACUUUGCACAGGUGUGUGCGCUGCGCCUGGAAGUGCACCUGAAUACGUCGUACCGCCACUUUUUCCUGUUUGUGAGUGAGUACCAGUUGAUCGAUCCCAAGGAAAUGAUCCCCCUCGCCGAAAUCAACGAAGCCAUCACCGAAGAGAAUGCGCGAUCUAUGUAG